ACUCUAACCUUUAACUCGGUCAUGUUGAGCGGUUAGCUGCAGCUGAGUUAACCAGGUUAACCAGGUUAACCAGGUUAACCAGCGGCUCAGUUUGGUUAACUACCAACUCUAAGGACAGUUAGCUGGCUGUUCCUGUUAGCAGAGGAUCUCCUGUCACCAACAAGCACGUGUGUGUGGACUGUAAGAAGAACUACUGCAGCGGUUGCUCUGCCCAGCAGGAGCUCCGCCCCCGCCUCUGUCACACCUGUCAGCGUUUUUAUGGGAACCUGCUGGAGAGGGCGGAGCUUAUGAAGCUGAAGGUGAAGGAGCUCAGGGACUACCUGCACCUGCAUGAGGUCUCCACUCACCUGUGCAGAGAGAAGGUGUUUCUGCAGAGCUCCAUGAACUGCACUCACACUGUACAACAGGAGGCGGUGUGGUCGGACACAACAUGCAGAUCGAACCGAUCCUGCUUUAAUCUGUGCUCUGCAGCUGUGAGGAGGAUCCACACGGUUCACUUUUUACAUCUUCAAACUGAAUAAAAAUGAGUUCAAACAUG
This is a messenger RNA of Austrofundulus limnaeus, 538 nucleotides long. Its product is annotated as E3 ubiquitin-protein ligase rififylin. Gene Ontology annotation, cellular component: plasma membrane; cytoplasm. Gene Ontology annotation, molecular function: ubiquitin protein ligase activity. NCBI's taxonomy places the organism in Eukaryota, Metazoa, Chordata, Actinopteri, Cyprinodontiformes, Rivulidae. Gene Ontology annotation, biological process: proteasome-mediated ubiquitin-dependent protein catabolic process; protein K48-linked ubiquitination; negative regulation of extrinsic apoptotic signaling pathway via death domain receptors. The record is from RefSeq and is a predicted model, not a curated record.